AUGAAUAAUACAAUUAUCUAACUUAAAAUUAUUAAGUAACAUAUAUUAACUGUAAUAUAUAACUGUCCUUUUAAUUGCUAACAUUGUCAUUCAGAAAUAUGCAUUAAAUGCUCUGAAGGCUACUAUUUAGAUUUCAAAACUAACUCUUGUGACUCUGUGUGUGGAGAUAAAAUCAUAACACCUUAAGAAAAUUGUGAUGAUGGAAUUAAUAUUAUUUAUGAUGGUUGUACUUAUUGUCAGUUCUAAUGUCAAGAGACCUGUACAAUUUGCCAAAAUAUAAAUGCCUAUCCUGUAUACAAUCCUAUUUUUAUGACUAAAAGAAGGAAAGAUGUUUAGAGAGGAAAUAAUGUGAUGAGUCAAAAGGAUUGUAUUAUGAUGAUAUUAAAAAUAUACGUGUUACAAAAUGUGGAGAUCAAAUUAAAGCUGGUGAUGAAUAAUGCGAUGAUGGAAAUGAUGAGCCUAAUGAUGGAUGUAAUAAAUGCCAAUUUUAAUGAGAAUUACUAUGUAAAAUCUGCAUACAAGGCAAAUGUACCGAGUGUUUUGACGGAUACAACAUUUAAAAUUAAGUUUGUACAAGUACAUGUGGAGAUGGAAUAGUUCUUGCAUCUGAAUAAUGCGAUGAUGGCAACAAUGCUUCAAGAGAUGGUUGUACCUAAUGCAUUAUUGAUCCAGGCUACUAAUGUAUAAAAGUAUAAGAAAGAAGUAUUUGCUUCAUUUGCCAAUCGAAUUGUGCAAAUUGCAUCUAAAUAGAAGGAAAUAUCAAAUGUACUUCUUGCUUAAAAGGGUAUUUCCUACUUGAAAAUGAGUGUAUCAAAUGUUCAGAGUAAUGUGAAGAGUGCAAAAGACUCCAAAUAAUUGUACCAAAUGUAGAAUUGAAAAAUGUGAAAAGUGUGAUAAUAGUUAAGGAUUAUAUGCUGACUUUGAAUUAAGAAAAUGUGUUCCUAAAUGCGGAGAUAAUAUUUAAUCAGGGGAUGAACAAUGUGAUGAUUGUAAUAAAUAAGAUAAAGUUGUUUUACUUCUUUUAGUGAAACUGAAAAGGGCUAUGAAUGUACAAGAAAUAUUUUUUUAAAGAUUCCUGAAAAAAAAGUUUAUGUUGAUUUUACUAACCAAGCUCUAAUAAUAAUUUAGUAUUAAAAAGUGA
Paramecium pentaurelia is the source of this 1141-nucleotide messenger RNA. The record is from the annotation of a GenBank genome assembly. NCBI's taxonomy places the organism in Eukaryota, Ciliophora, Oligohymenophorea, Peniculida, Parameciidae.